AUGUCGGCCGCAGAUAGCUUCACGUUAUUCGGGGCUCUGCCCCUUGAAUUACGCCAGCAAAUUUGGUGCGAAGCGCUGUCCGUUCGCACUGUCUGGGCUGCGAUUCGCAACCCGGCCGGCGUGAACCAUGCACAGUUCAGCAUGGCCUACAUUGGCCCGGCGCCGUACUUAGCUGGCCUAUCUUCCAAAGAAGCUCGGCGGCUGCUGGAACAAACGUACAUGAAACCCAUUCGCCGGCCAAGCGCCGGCGUGUACUGGGUGGAUAUGGACCAUACAGUCGUAUAUCUGGGCGACUUUUCUGACACGAUGAAAGUCAUAGACAGCUUUCAUGCUGAUGAUCUAUGCAGGUUCAAGCACGUUGCUUUGGAAUGGACCCAAUUUGACAGGCUUGCCAGGGCCUGCCAACAUCUAGCGAGGACAUGUCCGGCUCUUUGCACGAUUAUUGUUCAUCAGGCUGAAACCAAGGCCCGGGCCGUGGCGGGCGGUCCUUCCUCUAGAUCCCUGAGCCUGGAAACGGCCGCUGAAUAUGCUAAUAUUCCUAGCCGCAACAAUUCAGAAUUGGGAUACAAAGGGCUAGACACCGACUACUUGCGGUCACUUCUCAUGGCAUACUUUGGUGCUUCGCCUCCCCGGUUGCAUAUGCUACCACCAGGCUCGGCCAAAACUUCAUACUGGUCUUGA
This is a messenger RNA of Cadophora gregata, 681 nucleotides long. RefSeq lists its product as uncharacterized. The record is from RefSeq and is a predicted model, not a curated record. The transcript has a single exon. Lineage: Eukaryota; Fungi; Ascomycota; Leotiomycetes; Helotiales; Ploettnerulaceae. The coding region runs from base 1 to 681 and encodes 226 amino acids.